Molecule: messenger RNA, 1578 nt
Organism: Zerene cesonia (dogface butterfly)
Lineage: Eukaryota; Metazoa; Arthropoda; Insecta; Lepidoptera; Pieridae
Product: zinc finger protein OZF-like
Exons: 7
Coding region: 91-1398 (435 amino acids)
Biological process (GO): negative regulation of transcription by RNA polymerase II; regulation of immune system process; regulation of cytokine production
Cellular component (GO): nucleus
Molecular function (GO): zinc ion binding
Source: RefSeq, a predicted model, not a curated record
AAAUGUGUAAACAUCAACAUCGUUUAGCAUAAAAUUAAGUACAACAGAAAAGGACUGUUUCCAGUUCAUUAAUGAAUAAAUAUUAACAUUAUGAAUAUUUGUAGAACUUGUCUUGCCAUAGAAACUAGUAAAAAUAUCUAUGACUUACCGAAAGGAGUACAAGAAGAAUCAAAAUCUCAUACUGAAAUAAUGCAGUUUUGUGUAGACAUUGAGAUAGUACCAGACCAAAAGAUUAGUACAAAGCUUUGUGAAACAUGUUUUUUAAAGAUUGUUGACAUAUACAAGUUCAAAGAGCAGGCAAUUAAAAACGACAAAUAUUUACAAACACAUUCCAGUUAUAUUGGGACAAAUAAUUGCCUUGUAGGCGAUACCCCUUUCAAACAGUGUGACGACGAUUAUAAUGAUAAUUUUAUUUACGAUGGCUCACAAAUUGAAAUAAAAGACGAAGUAGAUGUGAAAGAAGAAAGUGAAUCUGGAGAUUAUAAAUCUGAUGAUGAACUACUUAGCACUAUUAAGAAUAUCAAAUAUGGUUAUGUGACUGAAGAUGUUAAGGAAAAUUUACCAACAAUACAAGCUAAAAAUAAAAAAGGGCGGGAGAAAAUUAAAGACAAGAAAAACAAAGAGGCUCAAAUAUGUGAAGAGUGUGGAAAAACUGUUAGAAAUAUCAAGGCUCAUAUGACUCUGCAUCAACCAAAGUGUGCCCAGAAGAAUUACCAAUGUGAAUACUGUGAUAAAGUAUUUAAAAGUUAUGGUGCCCGCUACAAACAUGUUAAAAUAAAACAUUUUGGUGUGAAGGAGCAUUGUUAUUUAUGUAAUAAGAAAGUAGUAAAUCUAAAGAGCCAUACCCUUAACAUGCAUGACACAAGCAGCUUGCCAUUUGAGUGUAACAUUUGUAGUCGCCGCUUCAUAUCGCCCUCCAGACUGAAGGAGCACACGCUCAUACACACAAAAGAGAAACCGUUUAUGUGUGAUAUGUGCAAUAAGGGAUUCCGGAAUAGCCGCCUCAUGAUGGUUCAUAAGCGUCAAGUUCAUGAUAAGGAAAAACAUCAUCUAUGCCAAUUCUGUUCUAAAAGUUUUUUUAAGAAAUAUGCAUUACAAAUACAUUUGAGGAGUCACUCCAAAGAGAAGCCCUACGAAUGCAAGAUUUGCGGCAAGUGGUACUCCUGCAGCACCGUGCUCAAGAACCACGCCCUCUUGCACGAGGGCGAUAAGAAGUUUAGUUGCAAGUACUGUGAUAUGACCUUCGCUAGUGCUAAAUAUGUCUACAAGCACAUGGUAGUUCAUACGAAAGAGAAGAAAUACCCGUGUAAGUAUUGCGGAGUGAGGUUCGGUCGCUCCGACCACCGGUUGAGGCACGAGAAGACUGCGCACGAAAGACAUUUUACUUCUUCCACGUGAUAGGAGAUAUUUAAAAUAUAUAUAUUACAAGCAAAAGGGAGAAAUAAUGGCGGCCAACUCUACUUAAAGUAUAUUGACUUAAUGAAAACUUAUACGGGAAUCAUGGUAAAAUUUGCAUUUAAUUACGUAUGGAAUUAUGUUGAGAAAUGUUGAAAAUACAUUAUAUACUGUUAUGGGAAA